AAUAUUUACAAUUACACUAGUAAAUGAAUUGCAAACCAAUUAUGUGAAUGAAUGGGAAAAUGACCAGUGAUUUCAUCCAUUGAUUAAAAAGGAGGAUCAGAUGAUUAGGUGAUGUUAAACAACAACACCAACAAAAUGAUGUCUUUUGAAUCAAAUACAAUGAUAGACAACAAUAAUUUAAAGAUGUCUUCGACGACGACGACGACGACGACUACACCGCCAAUGAUUAUCAAUGAUCAUCAUCUGAACAGUACUAGUAGUAGUAGUAGUGGUGGUAAUCAGUUGCCAUCAAUUGGUGGCACACAUGUGAUAACAACACCACUAACAACAACAGAGCCCAAGACUCUACCGAAAAAGCGAAAGUUUGCCAUCGAUUUCAAUGAAGAUUACAAUAACAAUGGCAUCAAUUUGUCGACAACUGAUAAUAAUAACAGCGGCGACAACAGCUAUAAGACAAAUGGAUCGACAGUUGGUUAUCCAUCACAUCAUCAGCAGCUGAUGAUGAACGAUAUGUCCGAAUGGAUCGGUACCCGAGUAUUGGCCAAAACUGAUGGCGGACUCUACCGUAAGGGUGUUGUCGAUGAUUGCGAUCCCCGUAAAGGCAUCGGUAUUGUGUUCGACGGCGAUAAUGGCCAUUGUGUUGGCGUCGGUGUCGGCGGCGAUACUAAAUACUAUGGCCUGUCGUCACUGGGUUUGAUAGUCGGCGACAGUUGCCCGUCGGCCGCCCAGAUCAAAGUCGGCGCCCAAGUGAUUGCCAAAUGUGCCAACAGUACGACCGCUUUUCAGGACGGUUUGGUCGCGGAAAUAUCGGUAGACAAUUGCCAAAAACCAAUCUAUCGUAUACGAUUUACGGGUGACACCAGUAGUGGCCAGUCGAUUGGCGGCGGUGAUCAAUUUGAAUGGCUUACCAGAGCUAAUCUCAGGCUAAUGGUUCAGCCGUGGAGUGAGGAAGACUUGAUUAGUUGUGUUUCGAUUGAUUGUUUGGAUAGAAGUGCUGAUCAAAUGUUGUCGACACCGACGAUGACUACGACACCGACAAACAGCAGCUCUCAGUUGUUUAGCGAUAGUUGUGUCGAUAUUAUGGACACUACUAGCCCUCCGACAACACCGACGACAAUCGGUGGCCAACAACAGCAGCCAAUGAUGACUUCGCCGAACGUUAUCAGUGUUAUAACUAUGGCAUCGUUGACACCGACGACUACACCUACACAACAACAAUCACCGCCACUUCAACAACAACACCACCAAAAACCGCCGCCUUUGCCUCUAUUACUCAAUAAUAAUAACAAUAGUAGUCCUCCCGUAUCGUCGUCGCCAUUAAUGUUUGGACGGCAACAACAACAGCAAAUUGUCGGCCAAUACUCUAUAGGUUCGGAUGACGACAACAAUAACGACGAUAACGAUGCCGACAACGACAACAACAACGGAUUUUCUGGCGAUGAAGAAGACGACGACGAAGUGAGACAUUUAUCGAGUAGUAGUACACCGACGACGCCGAAUGUAUUUACGUUCAAACAUUGUUCGGCACCGACAACGCCGACCAAUAGUUCGGCGCCGCUAUCGUUGUCCGUAUUGGGACCGCCGUUGAGCGCACUGUUGCCGUCUUCGUCGUCAUCGUCAUCGUCAGCCCUACCGACAACACCGAACAAGUAUAAGAAGGGCGAUAUAGUGUCCGCACCGAACGGCAUACGAAAGAAAUUCAAUGGCAAACAGUGGCGCCGAUUGUGUUCGCGCGACGGCUGUACUAAAGAGUCGCAACGUCGGGGCUAUUGUUCCCGUCAUCUAAGCAUGAAAUCGACUCCAUCGUCGUCGUCGUCGUCAUCGACAUCUGCAGCUACUUCUGCAGCCGUCUCCUCGCAAAACAAUCAUAAUUUAGUGUUCAAUCCGUCGUCCGCGGCGGCGGCGACCAAAUCUAGCCGUAUUCUAGCUCUCGAACCGCUAUCGCACGGCAUGAAUGUCGUCAUUCCCAGUGAAUCUCUAACGGGUCGCCAUCGGCAGCGAACGCCCACACAGUUCGAUACGGCAGAGGCGGCCAAUAUGUUGAUGUCGUUGAGCCAUUCGCCUAACUCGAUGUCGGUGACCACCAAUGGCCAUCACAUUGGUGGCCAUAACAGUGUUAUCGUACAGCCAAACAAAUCUCAGUCAUCAUCGUUAUCGGCAUCGAUGCCGCCGCUUAUUACACAUUAUAAUGGCUACGAAUCGAUGGCCGCCAACACCAACACUACCGCCAAUCAUAGCCAGCAAUCAUCUCAGUAUCACAUUAUAACGCCGGCCACCCAUUUGUUGCCCGUAUUUCAGCCGACAUCAUCCACUGCUGCCGUUACCAUCAGAAACAAUAGCCAAUCAUCAUCAUUAUCAUCAUCAGUAGCCAAUAAUAUGACACUUAACGGCCAUCAUCAUCAUCAUCAUCAUCAACAACAGCAUCCGCAUCAAAACGAUAUUAUUUUUAUGACACCCAUUGCAUCAUCUGAUUCAUCAAAAUUUUCGCCAAUACAUCCAUCAUCACAGCAUACAUCCAACACCACCACCACUACCAGUGAUGGUAAACCUAUACCAGUGUUUCCCUGGCAUUCGUUGGUACCGUUUUUGACGGGAACACCAUCAUCGGCUACAACAACAACAACAACAUCGUCGUCAGGCAUAUCGUCGCCGCCUUUGUCGGCACCGCCUCAUAUGGACAACAACUCUGAUAAUGACGAUGUGUUUGAGAUGUCCAACAAUAGUAGUUCGACUAAUGACAAGUCCGGUAGUGGUGGUGGAGGAGGAGGAGGAGGAGGUAGUGGUGGUACUGAUGGCGGGGUUAAUAAUAAUAAUAAGGAGUACCAGCAAAAUGGUAUGACAUAUAAUAAGCGAAGAAGUCAAUCGUUGAGUGCAUUGCAACAGAUGAAGAAUUCAGGUUCAAAAGAUAACAAAGACGGCGCAAAUACUACAACCAAAGGAGGUUUGAAAGGUUCCGGCGGUUCGGGUAAACAACAUAUUCGUCGACCGAUGAAUGCGUUUAUGAUAUUUUCGAAACGACACCGAGCACUGGUACAUCAGCGCCAUCCGAAUUCAGAUAACCGUACAGUUAGUAAGAUUCUCGGCGAAUGGUGGUACUCGUUAGGACACGAAGAAAAGCAAAAGUAUCACGAUCUGGCAUUUCAGGUCAAAGAGGCACACUUUAAACGUCAUCCCGAUUGGAAAUGGUGUUCCCGUGGCGGCGGUGCUGCCGGUGGUGGACAGCAGCCGAAUAUGAUACCGAAUGGCGGCGGCGCCGGCGGCGGAGGUCUGAACGAAAAUGAUAAGAAAUUUGCCAAAAAUCAUCUAAAAUCUAAAUCAAAAUCAUUGAGCGAUGAUUCCGCUGAUGGCAAACAACAUGGUGUCGGUGUCUACGGUGAUGGCGUCGUUGUCGUCGUCGGCGGCGGCGGCGAUGUGGUGGACAUGUUGUCCGCUUCCGAUGUCGACGACGACGAAGCAUCCAAUGCUAUGGUUAUCGAUCUCAAGUGCAAAGAGUCAGUGGUAGCUGAAGACGAGUCGUCCUCCGGUGACGUUCAGCAACAGAAGCCGAGCGUUCGCUUUAGUUCACCGAUCUCGACAUCAAUGGAUUCGUCGCCAAACAAUACCGAAUCUAUGGCUACAACACCUAAAUCUAUUAGAUCUCAAUCAGUUAAUAAUAGUCUGCUGUUGUCGUCAAUUACCACUCCUCUACAGAAGCUGUCGAUGAUUAACAACAACGACAACAUCUCUACUACUGGUCUAAUACUAUCACCUGUGGUCACAACAACAACAACAGUCAGUGAACACAACAACAACAACAAUCAAAUAUCUUUAGCAGAAGAUAACAACACCACUCAAUCAUCUCAAGAUAUAACCGUCAGUUCGCGAUCUGGUUCUACUGUAGUUCAGAAACUACUGUCGCAUAGUUCGCUGCCGUCGUCGCUGAUUAUACCAGUUAUUAGCAGCAAUCAGACAACACCAACAACACUGUCGACAGUACUGUUGACCACAACAACAACAACAGCUACUUCUUCAUCGCUUAUAAUCAAUACAACAGCAACUAAAUCGCAAACACAGACAUCAGUUGUUUCCUCCUCUCCCGGCGGCGGCGGCGGCGGUGGUGGUUAUAUGACUGGCAAAUACAAGAAUAUGGUUAAACCACUUCCACCACCAGCAGCUCCUCCUCAGUCACCGUCAACACAAUUGUCUGUCAAUCAUCAUUACCACAUCGCACAACAGAGAUCUCCUGUUAUUGUCGCACAAUCACCCCGUUUGUUGUCGUCGUCGUCGUCGUCUAGUGACACAUCCACUCACUUAACAACAACAACAACAACAAUAGCUGAACAACCGCUUUACUAUAAGACAGUUAUGAAUCUGAAAACUGGUAACUUAUCGACAACGAUGACAACAACAACAUCGUCGACAUUGACGCCUCCCAUUCAGAUGCUAACUAUUCCAACAGUCAAAGUAGAGCCGCCGCCCAAUGAGCCACCGUUUAGUAGUAGUAGUAGUAGUAGUAGUGGUGUCGACAAUACCAACUCAACCAAAUCAAAAGCAACUAAAACUAACACCACUACUGGCGCCGGCGGUGGUGGUGGUGUCGAAACCAAGUUUGUUUUGGCGCCGACACCGGCACAGCUCGGAAAGGCACGCAAUAAGCAGCCGCCGAAAGGUACGAACGGCGGCGGCGAAUCAAACACUGGCAGCGGAAGCGGUGGCGAUGACGAUAACAAAACCAAAGACGACGACAACUCGUCGCCCACCAGCGAAAAGGAUGCCAUGGAUCGUGUACUGGAAGAGGUUAACUUUGAACGCCAGUUUGCCCAACUACCCGAAUUCAAACCGACCAGCCGUACGCCGUUGUUGACCUCGGCUACGGCUACGCCGACUACGCCGAUUCCAUUGUCGCCCAGUUUGACGGCCGCUUUUGUUAGCUCCUAUCGCAAAAAACAGCGAACGAGUCACUCAUCUACAUCAUCUGCCACCACCAACGCCAACACACCGUCGAUGGCCACUAAUAAUAAUAAUAAUAAUCAUACGCUUAAUACUCCGUCGAGCGCUGCCUCUGGCGCGCCCCGAACUCCCGAAACAGCCAAUCUAACCACUGGUGGUGCUUCUGCUACUACUCCGGACACUUCGACAACAACAUCGUCGGGCAAUACGUUUUUUGGUCCGACAUUUAAUUUGGGCGAAGCACUGGCCUCGACCACCAAUUCGCCAGAUUGUGACCCGAACUCACCGCGAACUCCAGCCGGUAUCGAAACAGAAAAAAGUUCAUCACUUCGCCGGACAUUAGAUCAGAGACGACAGCUAGUGAUGCACUUCUUCAAUGAAAAAGGACUGUUUCCUUCUGCUCAAGAAACGGCAGAAUUUCAGAUGAAAUAUUCGUCGAUAUUUCCGAAUAAGAAUACACUUCAGCUGAAGAUCAGAGAAGUCAGACAGAAGCUAAUGUCGACGACACCGACAACGCCGGGUGCCCAACAGGCAGCUGCCAUAGCAGCGGUAGUGGCCGCGGCCGCUAAUGCCAGCAUCAGUGGUGGUAGUAGUAGUGGAUCGGCUUCUGGCGAUCAACAACAACAUCAAGUGGUUAACCUAUCGAUGGAUGAUAAUAAUCAUUAUCAUACCAGUAGUAGUGGCGGUACUGCUCGGGGAUCAGGAGGAGGUGCCAGCAAUUGAAAAGACAACAGUGCAACAAACAAAAUAACAAAAUAUAGUUAUGAUAUUAUUUUUUUGUGGACAUAAAAAACAUUACCGUAAUU
Molecule: messenger RNA, 5735 nt
Organism: Oppia nitens
Lineage: Eukaryota; Metazoa; Arthropoda; Arachnida; Sarcoptiformes; Oppiidae
Gene: cic
Product: protein capicua homolog
Exons: 6
Coding region: 112-5652 (1846 amino acids)
Biological process (GO): regulation of transcription by RNA polymerase II
Cellular component (GO): nucleus
Molecular function (GO): RNA polymerase II transcription regulatory region sequence-specific DNA binding; DNA-binding transcription factor activity, RNA polymerase II-specific
Source: RefSeq, a predicted model, not a curated record